GACACGCAUGGUCAGUUGGCGUUCGUCGUGUUCUCGUCCACUCAAUCUAAAAGUCCCUACUAUGAUAUGAGUGAACGUCCUUCUAGCACACUGCAAACUUUCGACGGUCACAAUGCAUGCGCGGGUGUCUUAUGUUUUUUGUUAUACUGGAGGAUGACGUACGUUACACCUAUGCUAAAGUUAUAUAAAAUUAUGGUGUCGGCGGAACAUAUUUUCAUUCUGUAUACGAUUACCCCGGUACCCAAAAUCGUGAGGCUGCAAUAUUAUAGUUUCGAUCAGACCAGCUUGUAGUGAAAAAGCUAACAGCUUCUUACACAUUACUUUUUUUUUACUUUUGCGUCAAAGUUUUCAAUUUCAAACCAAACGAAACUGAAGGUAGGAUGACAAACCUGUCUGUAAGCGUGGAGCCGUAUACAUCUUUCUUCGACGAUGUCAGUGACGAUGCCGUCGUGACCACGGUCGAGAUGAUCGUCGGUGGCGGUGGCGGGUCGACGCGUUACAAGUCGAUCAACAACCUCCAAGGCCUUAUCCUGGGUACGAGCCUCGUCAUCCUUAUCAUCGUCACCAACCUGCUCAGCCUCUGUGCCUUCGCGGUCGAGAAGCGUCUUCGCACCUACAACAACUACUUCAUCAUCAACCUCGCCAUCUCUGACCUCGGCCUUGGGUUUAUCCAAAUCAUCGGUGUCAUCCACACGUUCACCGGUUACUUUCCAGGCAGCCCAGAAUUCUGCAAGGUUUACCUAGGUUUGCGGUAUUCAAUAUUUUCUGUCUCUGUCGUCGGCGUGGUCAUCAUCUGCAUCGAUCGACAUCGUGCGACCUACGACCCCAUCAACCACUAUAUGACAAAAAACAAGCGCAAAGCCGUCAUCCUCAACAUCCUUACCUGGGUCAUCUCCUUCGGGUUCUGGGUGUCCUACACCACCGUCUGGGACUUCAUCGUUGAUUCCAACUCCACGAAGAGCUGCCUCGCCUCGUUCUCAAGAUACCCCGUCGCCAACAUGUUCCAGACUGUCUUGACAUUUUGUCUCCCGCUCGCAGUCAUCUCCGUCCUCUAUCUCCGAAUCUACAUCAAAAUCAAGAAAACGGUCGGGGGCAAGAGUAUCAACAAGCAAUUCGGGAAACAUGGUGGAGGUGAGGUGUCGAACUCGACCAGUCUGUCGACUGUCUGCAGUGAUGUGUCAUCCAGUGGAACGAUGGAGAUGCAGGAAUCGAGCGCUCAAGUGAAAACCAACGGCGACACCUCCGGCAAAGGCGGAAAGGUGGAAGCCAAUAGUAACCGUCCUGCUACUGCCAACCGCGAAUCUACCAAUGAAAUGCAGAAGGCCACCCGUACCCUAUCCUACAUAGUUUUUUCCUUCGCCAUCGCCUGGAUACCUAAUUCCAUCAUCUAUUUCCUGUACGCCAUCGAUCCACAGCUCAUUGCUUACGAGAACCUGCCGAGAGAUGUGAAGCAGUUUUUUCGUCUGGGUUCAGUUCGCCAACAGCUUCUUUAAUCCUAUCUGUUAUUUGGUGUCGCAGCCGCUCUUUCGAAAGACGAUUGUCAACAUGUUGUGCCGCCCUCGUCGUUACUGCUAAACGUGAGGACCCCCCGGCUUAGAGCCCCAUCACUCCCCAAAUGCUAAUGUGAUACUUACAUGUACCCUUUUGUGUGGUUGAACGUUAUACACAUAUUUUUUGGACCAAAAAUGCAUUUUUAUGAUAAUGCCUAGGGUAGGUGUAGGGAAUUGGAGACCC
Molecule: messenger RNA, 1734 nt
Organism: Strongylocentrotus purpuratus (purple sea urchin)
Lineage: Eukaryota; Metazoa; Echinodermata; Echinoidea; Camarodonta; Strongylocentrotidae
Product: muscarinic acetylcholine receptor M2-like
Exons: 2
Coding region: 381-1493 (370 amino acids)
Biological process (GO): adenylate cyclase-activating adrenergic receptor signaling pathway
Cellular component (GO): membrane
Molecular function (GO): dopamine neurotransmitter receptor activity, coupled via Gi/Go; G protein-coupled receptor activity
Source: RefSeq, a predicted model, not a curated record